Messenger RNA from Felis catus (domestic cat), 824 nucleotides. RefSeq names its product 6-pyruvoyltetrahydropterin synthase (gene PTS). Lineage: Eukaryota; Metazoa; Chordata; Mammalia; Carnivora; Felidae. Gene Ontology annotation, molecular function: 6-pyruvoyltetrahydropterin synthase activity. Gene Ontology annotation, biological process: tetrahydrobiopterin biosynthetic process. The record is from RefSeq and is a predicted model, not a curated record. The coding region runs from base 69 to 512 and encodes 147 amino acids. The transcript has 6 exons. Gene Ontology annotation, cellular component: mitochondrion.
GCACUGCGCAGCCGCGGAACGCUCGGCUUAUCCCCGCCCCGCGGCGAACCGAACCGGGAGGCAAGGCGAUGAGCGCGGCUGGCGCGGGCGUGGGCGGUCGCCGUUGGGCGCGACUGUCCCGCCUCGUCUCCUUCAGCGCGACCCACCGGCUCCACAGCAAAUGUCUGAGUAACGAAGAAAACUUGAAACUGUAUGGGAAAUGCAACAAUCCAAAUGGCCAUGGGCACAAUUAUAAAGUUGUGGUGACAGUUCAUGGAGAGAUUGAUCCUGUUACAGGCAUGGUUAUGAAUAUGACCGACCUCAAAGAGUACAUGGAGGAGGCAAUUAUGAAGCCCCUUGAUCAUAAGAAUCUGGAUCUAGAUGUGCCAUACUUCGCAGAUGUUGUAAGCACGACAGAAAAUGUAGCUGUAUAUAUCUGGGAAAACCUCCAGAAAUUUCUUCCUAUGGGAGUUCUUUAUAAAGUAAAAGUAUAUGAAACUGACAAUAAUGUUGUCGUCUAUAAAGGAGAGUAGCUUUUAGGGGUUCAUACUGUAGAAAGAUUAAUUUCUUUCCACAUUUGAAAAAGGUCUUUAUCCUCUUGGACUAUUGAAAAGUCAUCACAGAAUUGCUAGAGCUUCACCUUGUGUUUUGGUGCCUCAUUUAUUGAAAUCAUUGUGUGUAAGACCUGUUGUGUAUUCAAAUAUAUUUUAAAACAAAAUUUGUUAGACAUUCUGAGUGUCAUUUAGAGAAUCCUUUAUCUAUAGAUUAAAAAUCACUUCAUUUUCAGUAAAAUGUUAUGGUGUGGAAUUUAAAAGCAAAAUAAAUCAAUUUUUGUUUUUCCAUUA